Molecule: messenger RNA, 158 nt
Organism: Effrenium voratum
Lineage: Eukaryota; Dinophyceae; Suessiales; Symbiodiniaceae
Source: the annotation of a GenBank genome assembly
GUCGGCAGGACGCGCUCUUCUGGACGAGGGGGGUCUAUGAGUUCUGCCACGGGCAAGGCGCAUGGUCCAACUCGAAAGGCAAGAGCUGGGAUGGUGCCACGGGCAAGGUGACUCACUGGGGUGCCCAGAGUUCCUUCGGCUACGCUGCUGCAGCCCUA